AUGCUGGAUGGGGAUAAAUCAGUAGAGGAUCUCAAUAAGGAGACCAAAAAACUAAAUGCGGAUACUAUAAAUCCUGAAAUGAAUGAUCAAUCACCACCUCACCACGAGGAAAGAUCGAAUGACCUACUAAAUGACUCAAAAGAGCAGAAUGCAGACCUCGAUGAUUUGGAAUAUUCAGAAAGUCCAUUGCCAGGCCUCGAGAUCAGAUCGGAGAUUGCCCUAGACCAACAAAAUAUCCCAGACCUUACCCUUUCACGUGAGCAGACUCCAGAUACCGACUUCUAUGACGAUGAAGCCGCAUCGACAUACUCUGAACUGGCGCAGGGCACUCCACAACCAGAAGAGACACAUAAACGACCAGCUGGCGGGCUCUUAGAUACUAAUAGAGCUGUAAAGAGGACAAAUAAUCAUACUGAACUUGUGAGUGAAACUUCUGGUGUUCAAAUGUCGAAAAGUCCUAGCUAUGACCCAGAAAAUCCUGCUGGAGUGAAGGAAGAGAAAAUUCGUCGAAGAGUAGCAGCUAAGGUGAUUGACAAGUUCUGGAUGCCGUUGGAUAAUGAAGCUUUCCACUCGUUUGAAAACCUAUGUAAUAUCUCGCUUAACAAGGUCCUUGAGAGGUACGAUGGGUUGGCUAAUCCUCACACCAAGGUUGAAGAGACACAACGAGUGAUCCUGAAUAGUUGGCUUAGCACUCGGCAUCCAAGGUCGUUCUUGGCUCGUCUACAGAUGACCAAAUUGCCUCCACUCAAGUCAUUGCAAGUUCGCAUGAAAGGAGUCAAGACCAACAGCCAGGAUUCUCUCAAUAUUGACCUGGUGAUUCGACAGAAGAAGGUCAGCGAGUCAUAUUUGCUGGCCGAAUUGGAACAGCUCAAAAGUCUCGAGACUUUUCAUAAAAAUCUCAAGGCAAUGUACGAGCUGGAUGCCAAGUACCUCCAGGACUUCAAGAAGAGCACCUCGGCACUUCAAGCAGAACAUGCACAGGAAAAACAGGCUAAAAUGGCCGAGUUACACUUAGAGGCUUCUGGCGCUCCAUUGGAAGACAUUUCGUUUCUGAACAAACCUUCUCUGACUCUGAAUAAGAGCUUCAAUCCGAAUACUGAUUCUGAUGUGCUACAGAUUCUACAGGACCUCGAUCGGCAAAUCAACGCCAGCAAUGUGCCAACGAAGAAAUUACUUGAUCUCUGUGAUCAAUUGGAUUCCAUUUAUUCCAAGCUUAAUUCCGGCAAGCUCAAAAGCAACAAGCAUUAA
Molecule: messenger RNA, 1248 nt
Organism: Sungouiella intermedia
Lineage: Eukaryota; Fungi; Ascomycota; Pichiomycetes; Serinales; Metschnikowiaceae
Source: the annotation of a GenBank genome assembly